Engraulis encrasicolus (European anchovy) is the source of this 874-nucleotide messenger RNA. It is a transcript of the gene dtd1, whose product is annotated as D-aminoacyl-tRNA deacylase 1. The record is from RefSeq and is a predicted model, not a curated record. Gene Ontology annotation, molecular function: D-tyrosyl-tRNA(Tyr) deacylase activity. The transcript is spliced from 5 exons. Bases 58 to 690 code for a protein of 210 amino acids. NCBI's taxonomy places the organism in Eukaryota, Metazoa, Chordata, Actinopteri, Clupeiformes, Engraulidae. Gene Ontology annotation, cellular component: cytoplasm. Gene Ontology annotation, biological process: tRNA metabolic process.
GUGAAUGGUGCGCUGUUCAGCUUGUGUCUCGCUGUCAAAAUCCAAACUUUGAAAACAAUGAAGGCCAUUAUUCAAAGAGUCACAAAAGCAAGCGUGACUGUUGGAGAGCAGCAGAUCAGCUCGAUAGGCCGCGGUCUGUGCGUGCUUUUGGGCAUAUCCACGGAGGACACGCAGAAGGAUGUGGACUACAUGGUGCGUAAGAUCCUCAGCCUGCGGGUGUUUGAGGACGACGCGGGGCGGGCGUGGAGCAAGAGCGUGGUGGACAGGGAGCUGGAGGUGCUGUGCGUCAGCCAGUUCACGCUGCAGUGCGUGCUGAAGGGGAACAAGCCCGACUACCACAAGGCCAUGCCGGCCGAGCUGGCCCAGCCCUUCUACAACGCCAUGCUGGAACGCAUGAGGGAGGCCUACACGCCCGAACGCAUCAAAGAUGGCCAGUUUGGUGCCUACAUGCAGGUCCACAUCCAGAAUGACGGCCCAGUCACCAUUCAGCUGGACUCCCCCACAGCUUCCACAGACCCCAAGCAGUUGGCCAAGCAAGAGAAGGCUCAGCAGCGUAAGGAGAAGACGCGGCCUAAAGACCACAACAAGGGCGCGACGCCAGCAGCGGACAAGGCAGCCAGGCGACCCGAUCAGGACCCCAGUGCCAGCAGCGGGGCCGAGGGAGACGUGUCCUCCGAGAGGGACCCCUAGAGCAGGGCUUCCCAAACUUUACCAUGACAAGGCCCCCCAUACGCCAGUAGAUUCCAGCCAAGGCUCCCCUGACAUGAAACAUUUUUUUCUGUGCACCUGUUUUCACAACUCGAUGAAGUUUGUGCCUUCCUAAACCUAUUCAAGUACUACAGAAAGUAUAUACACAUUGUGAAGAAGAAAAUGA